AUGCAUUUCUCAACCCUUUUCACCAGCACACUCCUUCUCACCGCCGAUGGCGCGCUGGCAUACUUCAAGCCUCGACCCGACAUGGCACUUGCGGUGCCCCGCGCCGCUCUCCCCCAUGGCAACCAGAACUAUAACGUUUUUGGCCGCCGUUCCGUAACCUUCGGCAAGCGUACCGAACACCUCAAGGACUGGGCCGCCUGGGAGACCCCCGCCGCCGCCGCAGCAGAGACUCCAGGCGCAACGUGGGCGGCGGCAGCGGCCGCGGCAGCCACUCCCGGCGCAGGACAGACGGGCGGCGCGACGCCAGGCCCGGGCGACAAGGUGCAGGUGGUGCAGGUGGGCGGCUCGAACGGGUCACUGACGUUCGAGCCUGCCGACAUCAAGGCCGAAAUGGGCAGCUUCGUGCAGUUCCAGUUCAACCCCAUGAACCACUCGGUUGUGCAAUCGACCUUCGACGCCCCGUGCAUGCCCAUGUCCAUCAGCAUGCCCAACGCCAGCGCCAACGCCUUCUUCUCCGGCUUCAUGCCCGCGGCUCUAGCCAACACCGCUUCCGCGGCAAGCAACGGAACUUCGGCCGCCUCGUCGGGAUCCACGGUCGGCGGCAAGCUGACGUACACCAUCAAGGUCUCGGACGCGAAGCCCAUCUGGUUCUAUUGCUCCCAGGGCAAGCACUGCCAGGCCGGCAUGGUCGGCGCCAUCAACGCCGCCUCCACCGGCCAAAAGACGCUCGCCGGCUACAAGCAACUCGCCGCCGCCGCCGCCGAGAACCUGUCGCCGGGCCAGAUCCCGUCGGCACAGUCGGGCAACGGCACCGCCUCCGGCAGCAGCAGCAGCAGCGACGGCUCGUCGUCGUCAUCGUCCUCAGGUUCUUCCGGCAGCUCCAGCGGCUCGUCCGGCGCCGAGGCGGGCGCCGCCGCGUCCGGUACCGACAGCAGCCUCCCCGCCCAGCAGACGACCAACGCCGGCCCCCGCGUCGCCGGCGACGUCGCGUCGUCGUCGGCCCUCUCGGCCAUCGUGGCGUUGGGCGUUGCAGCUAUGGCGCUGCUGUAA
Messenger RNA from Lasiodiplodia theobromae, 1050 nucleotides. Its product is annotated as Extracellular serine-rich protein. The transcript has 2 exons. Gene Ontology annotation, molecular function: copper ion binding; electron transfer activity. Lineage: Eukaryota; Fungi; Ascomycota; Dothideomycetes; Botryosphaeriales; Botryosphaeriaceae. Bases 1 to 1050 code for a protein of 349 amino acids. The record is from RefSeq and is a predicted model, not a curated record.